AUGACCACACCCGCCAUUCCCAAAUUCAGCCCUGGAGAAGCCGUCAACGAAGAAAAUGGCCUGAUCCACGGCGUCUCGGCGCAGGAACUGCAGAUUCUAGGGGAGCAAUGCUUUGAUGCGCAAUUAGGCCCUUACUCCCUCUUCCGCGUCGGCGCCUCCCUCCUCCUAAACACCUCGAAUCCCACCGCCCCAUCCACAACGCACAUUAUCACCGGCGCAAACGUGGAAAACGCAGCCUACCCCGUCGGCACCUGCGCCGAGCGCGUCGCCAUGGGCACAGCCGUAAUAGCAGGGCACCGCAUCGGCGCCUUCAAAGCCGUCGGCGUGACAACCGACAUUUUGGACUUUUGCUCCCCCUGCGGCAUGUGUCGCCAGUUCCUACGCGAGUUUCUGCAGCUUGAAACCCCGAUUUUCAUGUUUAAUAAGGAGGGAAAGUGGAUUGUGAGGACGAUGGGCGAGUUGUUGCCGCUCAGCUUUGGGCCGGAUGUUUUGCCCCCGAGGGAGGAGUUGAGGAAGGGGCAGGAGGGGGAUAAGGCGAAGACUGCGUAG
Messenger RNA from Bipolaris zeicola 26-R-13, 549 nucleotides. RefSeq lists its product as uncharacterized. The transcript is spliced from 2 exons. The record is from RefSeq and is a predicted model, not a curated record. Lineage: Eukaryota; Fungi; Ascomycota; Dothideomycetes; Pleosporales; Pleosporaceae. Gene Ontology annotation, cellular component: cytosol. Gene Ontology annotation, molecular function: zinc ion binding; cytidine deaminase activity. The coding region runs from base 1 to 549 and encodes 182 amino acids.